Penicillium malachiteum is the source of this 1251-nucleotide messenger RNA. RefSeq names its product cystathionine beta-lyase. Lineage: Eukaryota; Fungi; Ascomycota; Eurotiomycetes; Eurotiales; Aspergillaceae. Gene Ontology annotation, biological process: transsulfuration. Gene Ontology annotation, molecular function: pyridoxal phosphate binding; carbon-sulfur lyase activity. The record is from RefSeq and is a predicted model, not a curated record. Gene Ontology annotation, cellular component: cytoplasm. The transcript has 2 exons. The coding region runs from base 1 to 1251 and encodes 416 amino acids.
AUGGGCUCGAUCAACACAACAGACGAUGGUUCGAGAUUUGUUCUGACUGCAGAGGCUCUGAACAAGGCCCUCCCUACUAUGCAUCCUACUACAAGAGCUAUUCACGCGGAUGAUUUUGUCACCCCUCAUCGCGCUAUUGCCCCUGGUAUGCACACGGCAGUGAACUUCCGCUAUGCACGAGACCCUGAGCACCUGGUUCCAGAGGAAAACAAAGAUCCAAAUGCCCCUGAUGACUCUCAUGUCUACUCCCGCUAUACUGCGCCGAACUCAAAGCGCUUGGAGGUUCUGCUGCGUAGCCUCAUGGGCGGCGAGGUAAUCACUUAUUCUACCGGACUGUCCGCCUUCCAUGCUAUGGUGAUCCUUCUCAACCCUAAGAAAAUAUUCAUUGGUGAUGGAUACCAUGGGUGUCAUGGCGUUAUAGACAUCAUCCAGCGACUGUCAGGCGUUCAAAAAUUGGAGUUGACAGAUAUUGACCAAGCCGGUCCCGGCGACAUCAUUCAUGUUGAAACACCCCUCAACCCAACUGGCGAAGCCCGAAAUCUUGCCUAUUACCGAGCCAAAGCAACCAAGAAGGGCGCCUAUUUAACUGUGGACGCUACAUUUGCGCCUCCUCCCCUCCAAAAUCCGUUGGAUCUCGGAGCCGAUAUUGUGAUGCAUAGUGGUACCAAGUACGUUGGUGGUCACUCCGAUAUGCUCUGUGGUCUCUUGGUCAUUUCUACAAAGGGGGUAGAGAAAGGAUGGAUGAAGACUCUACACACGGAUCGUCAAUACAUUGGAAGUGUUAUGGGAAGCUUUGAAGGCUGGCUGGGUAUUCGUUCGGCCCGUACUAUGCAGCUACGCGUGAUGAGACAGGCUGAGACAGCCCAAAAGCUUGCCGCCUGGCUGCAAGACCAAUCAAAGGACCAAUCAUCUCCAGUUGGUAAAGUCAUAAGCCGAGUUCAGCACGCGUCGCUCCAAGCGGAUGAUCUAAAAGAUGGCUGGCUUCAAAAGCAGAUGCCUGGAGGCUUUGGACCUGUUUUCUCUAUCUGGGCUCACAAUUUAGACCAUGCGCGUCGACUGCCGAGCAGAAUGUAUGUGUUUCAGCAUGCAACUAGCCUUGGAGGAGUAGAGAGCUUGAUGGAGUGGCGAGCUAUGAGUGAUGCAAGCUGUGACAAUCGAUUGCUAAGAAUAAGUUGCGGCAUUGAGGAGUUUGAAGAUCUCAAAGCGGAUAUCUUGCAAAGGGUGGAGUCUCUCGUACGUGAAUUUCCUUAG